AUGGAGGUAAACGCCAGCAAGCUGCGGCUUGGCGCCCAGCGACUGCUUCAGCUAACGGCGAAGGAGCCGCAAGACAACGUGUUUUCCGCAAGCCUACAAAAGUUUAUCAAGAAGCAGAAAUAUGUGCUCCAGGAUGUGGAGCGCCUGUUCCGCGGGCUCAGUGAACAGCUGCCGCUGGCCGCCUACACGGUGCCCGUGGCUGUGUGCUUCGAGGAGCAGUUGCUGCUGCUGCUCUCCAUGGCCCUGCGCUGGGACGCUGCGGCUGGCCAGAGUUUCCGGCUGUAUCAGCAGGAGUGUGCCGCUCUGGCCAAGCUCAUGGACUUCUCGGUGGAUGCGCAAAGAUUUGCCAAGAGCUACUUCCGUGGAAAGCCGGCGCCCUUUGAGGAAAGUCAGAGCAAUGAUAGUUUGUCCAGCAAAAAGUUGAAGAAUGGCAAAAGCACAAAGUAUCCAGAGGACUUGGAGCUCAUCGCAUGCUGCUAUCAGUUACUAAAAAGUGACACCCCCUACUUCCGCGAACUGUGGGACUGGUCCAGCUUUAUUUCCACCUAUGCACACUCCCAUCCAUCCUGUCCGAAGACGCAACUAUACUGCAACCAUAUCAUGGCCAUGCUCACAAGCAUGACUGCUCCCCAGCUGAACGCCCUGAAUGACAAGGUCCCCACCGAAACGCGCUUGGAAUUCGACGGGGAGAGGGAUCAGGUAUGGCUGACUGCCAGGAACACUGGCAACCACAGCUAUAGUCCAGAUGCUGCCGAUCAAUUGCUGAACCUGCAGCUGGAGGGGAUCACUCAGGAUGUGACCAACAUCGAGGGAGUUCUGCUGCCCACAUUCAACAAGGAGAAUCUGGAGUUCUAUGCCAGUACCGAUGGCUGCUACGAUCGUAUUGUGAAGGUGGACUCAACGGUGGUAAACCUGCGAAGCAUUGCUCUUGGCGUGGCAGCUGCCAAGCCCAUUUGCUUAUCUGGACCCGUGGGCUGCGGCAAAACGACGCUCAUUGAGUUUCUAGCCCGCAAAACUGGACGCAUUUGUCCCAAGCCGAAGGAGAUUGAGAACAGAGAAAAGGCUUUAAAGAAAGCUGAGGAAGAGGACCAGCUACUGAUACCGAAGAAAAAGAACUCAAAGAAAACGGGCAGCAAGCGCAAAUUCGAGGAUAUGAAGUUGGAAGAGCUCCUCGAUCUGGGAGAAGCGACGCAAAAUAAUGGCUUUCUACGAAUCCAACUGGGGGAUCAGACUGAUAGCAAAAUGCUGUUGGGUCAAUAUCGAUGCACCGAUGUGCCAGGUGAAUUUGUCUGGCUUCCGGGAGUUUUGACGCAGGCCGUCAUGCAUGGCUAUUGGCUGCUCCUGGAGGACCUGGAUGCCGCCGCCCAAGACACAUACACUAUUUUAAGCAGUCUUUUGGAGCGUCAGAGUCUCAGUGUUCCCGGCUUCCGCGAUGCCGUGAAAAUAGAGCCAGGAUUCCAACUGUUUGUCACAGUGAGAACCAACAAAUCAGCCAGCAAUUCCAGCGCAAAAUCCCUCUACUCCCUCCUGGAUAAAUAUCUGUACACUAUAAAUAUACUACCGCUCUCACGGAACGAGCUCUGCAAGGUCGUCAGCACCAACUAUCCCAAACUGUCCACAGUGGCUAAUCGUAUCGUGGACGUGUUCCUCACCUUCUCCAGCGGUGAUCACACAUCCGCAGAUAAUUUGAGGAAGCAGGAAUCUGGCGACAAGGCUGACAACACGGAGAAUUACGUGGCCUUGCCUUUCGAACAGGUCUCGCUUAGUUCGUCCAGUCCCAAUUCCGGUCGAUUGGUAUCCACGCGUGAUCUGGUGAAGCUGUGCCAUCGCUCCGAUUCUCAGUUCUCGGUGACCAGCGCUGAGUGUGCCUACUUCGUCUUCCAGAACGCAGUGGAUGUGUUUUGUUCCUAUCUGCCGCAGAGUAAGGAGAAGAUCACCCUGAUCAGUAGUAUCGGGGCCAAGCUGGGCAUAAUCCGUUCCCGCUGCGAACACUUUGCGAAUGAAUACAAACCGGAUGUCGAGUUCGGACUGGAGCACAUUAGGAUCGGAAGAGCCAGCUUGCUGGCCAAAUCGGAGCUGGGAAACAGCAGCGAAAACGAGGACUCCUCUGAGCAGGACCUAAAGCGACAGAAGCUAACCGAGCAAACCAAGAGAGCCAUUGGCAAGUUGCCAGGCCAAAAGAAGUCGACCUUCUCGUUCACCCGACUGGCAAGCUGCAUCCUUGAGCGGAUUGCUGUGUGCGUGAGUCACUCGGAGCCGGUGCUGCUCGUCGGUGAAACCGGUGUAGGCAAGACAUCGUCGGUGCAAUAUCUUGCCGAGCGUACGGAGCACAAGCUGGUGGUAGUCAACAUGAACAACCAGUCAGAUGUAUCGGAUCUUGUUGGUGGGUUCAAGCCCGUGGAACUCAAUUAUGUACUUGAACCGCUGCGCAUUGAAUUCGAGUAUCUUCUGUGCGAGACCUUCAAUGCGGAAAAGAACACGCAGUUCCUGCGCAUAUUUAGCACGCACUACAACAGUGGGCGCCACACUGUAAUCAUCCGGACCAUGAUUAAUAUUUGCCUGCAGGUGGCCAAGAAUCCGGAAUUGAGGCGCAACCAGUUGCUGCCCCGCUGGCAGACGCUGAGUGAGAAACUGCAGAAACUGCAGAUGCAGCUGGACAAGAGCAUCAACAUUUCGUUCGCCUUUAUACCCGGCUCCCUGGUGAACUGCAUCAGCAACGGCGACUGGGUUCUGUUGGACGAGAUCAACUUGGCUUCGGCGGAGACCCUGGAAUGCCUUUCCACCAUCCUCGAACCGGAGGGCUCUGUAGUUCUGCUAGAGCGUGGUGACUUCACGCCCGUUAAACGGCAUCCGGACUUCCGCAUCUUUGCUUGCAUGAAUCCUAACACCGACAUUGGCAAGAAGGACCUGCCCGUGGGCAUACGUAAUCGCUUCACGGAGUUCUUUGUGGACGAACUGACAACGGAUGCAGACUUGAGUCUUCUGGUGAGCGAUUACCUAGCCAAUACUGGCAUCCAGCGAAAGUCCGUGCACAGCAUCGUCCAGCUGUACAAAUCCCUGCGACGGCUGUCGGAGCUCCAGCUGAAUGAUGGCCUCGGCAAUCGUCCCGUUUACUCGUUGCGUACUCUGUGCCGCAGCUUGAGGAUCUGUGCGCGAAAUCUUUGCGGCUCAAUCGAGCGGAAUCUGUACGAGAGCUUUUGUCUGAGUUUCCUCACCCAACUGGAUCCAGAGUCGCACCACGUAGUGCUGCUGCUCAUCCAAAAUGCGUUGCUAUCCAACGCCAAGGCAGUCUUGAGUAAACAGUUGCCUCAAUUGGGUGAGAAUUAUCUGGCCUUCGAAGGCUACUGGAUUCAGCCGGGUAACUUGGAGCUGCAGCCGUGCUCGCACUACAUUCUCACGGAAAGUGUGAAAAAGAACCUGAAGGAUUUGGCCCGUAUCAUUUCGAUUGGAAAGCUGCCGAUCCUGCUGCAGGGACCCACUAGUGCGGGCAAGACCAGUUUGAUCGAUUACGUGGCCAGACGGAGUGGCAAUCGGUGCCUAAGGAUCAACAAUCACGAGCACACGGAUCUUCAGGAGUAUAUUGGCACGUAUGCGGCAGAUUUGGACGGCAAGCUGACCUUCCGGGAGGGCGUUUUGGUGCAGGCCAUGCGCCAUGGCUUCUGGAUUAUUCUGGAUGAGCUCAAUCUGGCCUCCACGGACAUUCUGGAGGCUCUCAAUCGUGUGCUGGAUGACAACAGGGAGCUGUACAUUGCGGAGACCCAGACGCUGGUCAAGGCCCAUCCCAACUUUAUGCUGUUUGCCACACAGAAUCCGCCGGGUCUCUAUGGCGGUCGAAAGACCUUGUCGCGAGCCUUCAAGAAUCGAUUUAUAGAGCUCCACUUUGCGGAUAUACCACGAGUUGAGCUGGAGACCAUUCUUGAGAAGCGCUGUUUGAUUCCGCCGUCCUAUGCCCGCAAGAUGGUCCAGUGCAUGACGCAGCUACAGCAGCAUCGUCAGAACACCGCCAAGCAGGUGUUCACCCUGCGUGAUCUCUUCCGCUGGGGCAAUCGUUAUACACACGCAGACAAGUCGCUGCACGAGGACACAAAGUAUGACUGGAAUCAGCAUCUUGUGGAGGAGGGCUAUCUGGUGCUGUCCUCCAAGGUGCGGUCACAGGAAGAGCACGAGCUGAUCGAGAGGACACUGCACGCCAACUUCCGCAAGAAACUGGAUAUGCAGCAGCUCUUCGACGUCCAAACGGAGCGGGAGAACUCCUCCAUGGUGAGUCGAAAGAUUCUGAAUGCCAUUAGGAACUUCAAGUUGCGCGGCGACAUUGUCUGGACUCGCAAUAUGACCCGCAUGGCUGUGCUCACCGCAAAGGCCUUGGAAUUCAACGAACCUGUGCUCCUGGUCGGUCCAACAGGUUGCGGCAAGACCACCGUUUGCCAGUUACUCGCCAGCAUUGCGGAUGUCCAGCUGCGCAUACUCAAUUGUCACAUGCACACUGAAGGAGCGGACUUCUUGGGCGGAUUGCGUCCUUGCCGCGGAAAGGAAUCUACACAGCUGUUCGAGUGGGCCGAUGGUCCCCUCAUCUAUUCCAUGCAGGAAGGAUCCUACUUUAUGGCCGAUGAAAUAUCCCUGGCUGAGGAUUCAGUAUUGGAGCGUCUCAAUUGCAUUCUGGAGCCAGAGCGCACGGUACUUCUGGCGGAGAAGGGCGGCGUUGCCGAGGUGGAUGUAAAUCCGGACUUUGUGGUGCAGGCUAAGCCGGGCUUCCAGUUCCUGGCCACCAUGAAUCCUGGUGGAGACUUUGGAAAGAAGGAACUCUCACCCGCUUUGAGAAAUCGUUUCACCGAGGUCUGGUGCCUGCCCUCCGACAACAAGGAGGAUCUCAUUCAGAUUGCCUACAACUGCAUGAACAGACAGGAGGGUCAGGACAAGAUAAAUACGCACAAAGUGGCCCAGUAUCUGGUUGAGAUCGUCCUGCAUAUCCGAGACUCCAACGAGAAGUUUAAGUUUUCGGUGCGCGACAUCCUGGCCUGGGCCAAUUACAUGGUCAGCAAUAGCAGACUUAGCAUUGCCGAGCAAGCCAUAUUCGGUCUGGAAACUAUUUUCCUGGAUGCUCUCGAAAUGCUACCCCACGAAUCGCAGGAGCAAGUGGAACAGCUUAAGGCUAGGAUUACCAAGGAGGCUGUCGAUCAGGCAGGUCUGAUCCUGAACCAAAAGUUUGCCCUGGAGGAAGUUAUGCAGAAGAGAGGCGUUGAAGUCCAGCUGGAUGAGUCGCGCUUUGGCAUUCGUCCGUUUUUCAUAGAAGUGAAUCCGGAACGCUUGUCGCCGGCCAAGGCAGAAUUCCUAUUCGAUGCUCCCACCACCAAGCAGAACCUAUUCCGUUUACUAUCCGCCCUGUCGCUCCACAAGCCUGUGCUCCUGGAAGGACCGCCUGGUGUGGGAAAAACAUCCAUUGUGGAGAGCAUUGCGGCAGCCAUUGGAUAUCAGAUCGUCCGAAUUAAUCUCUGCGAGCACACCGACUUGGCUGAUCUUUUCGGCACCGAUCUGCCGGCUGAGGAUAACCUGCUCGAGUCCGAAGUGGCAUCUUCGGGUCUCCGUCAAAUGGGCAGCUUUGUGUGGCGCGAUGGCCCACUGUUGGCCGCUCUGAAGGCUAAGAAUACCUGGAUCCUGCUGGACGAGCUGAAUCUGGCGCCGCAAUCCGUGCUGGAGGGUCUUAAUGCAGUGCUGGAUCAUCGCGGAGAAGUCUACAUUCCGGAAUUGAACAAGAGUUUUCACUUGGCUGGCUCCACGCGUAUUUUUGCCUGCCAAAAUCCCCUCAAGCAGGGUGGAGGACGCAAGGGCUUACCACAAUCCUUCCUCAAUCGCUUUACAAAAGUGUAUCUCCGCAAGCUGACCACCGAAGAUCUGCUCCAUGUGGUGAAUGCCAAGUACGGAACGUACUUUGAGCAGUUGAAUCGCCAUUUCGUAGAACUUCUGGACAAGAACUCCAAGGGAAAUCUCUUUGAUAUCUACGAGGGAAAAGGAACCAAAGCUCCAACAAACGACUUUGAUUUAGCAGCUCGCUUGGUGCUGUUCUCGGAGCAACUCGAUCGAGGAGUAGCCUCCAUGGAAUUUGGUUACAAAGGCGGCCCCUACGAAUUUAAUCUCCGUGAUAUUCUCCGCUGGUGUGAUCUGCUCCACAAUCCACAAACCGGUUACAUCAUGGCAAAAAAAUCAACUCUUCGACAAGCUUUCCACGACUUUCUGCUGACCCUUUACGAAAGAAUGCAGCUAGUGUAUUACCAAAGGAUGCGCUGUGACCAGGACAAGUUGUAUAUACGAAAUGUCUUCUCCGCUGUCUUCCAAUGCGAUGCCGAGCAGCUGAAUGCUAUAUCCGAGGAUGUGGCUCUUUAUUGGACAGCGGAUAAGGUGUAUCUAAAUGAUGUGGUACUGCAGCGAGAGCAGGGCGAUAUUCUUGACAUGGCCACACGACAGGAGCAGGAGCCACCCAUGCUACUGGACAGCCAGAGGCAGCUGCUCAAGCAGAUCGUUGAGACCGUGCACAUGGAAAAGCCUCUGCUGCUCUGCGGAUCCACGGACAGUGGCAAGACCAAGCUGAUUGAUGCCCUCUGUGUGCUUUCUAAUCGAGCUUGCAACACAGACAUCAUUGAUGACUCGGUGACGGGUAGUUUUCAGCAGAUUGAUUUGAAUCGUCACCUGGAGGUGAUUUACAAGAAGGUGGAGAUCCUGGUCUUUGCCAGCGUUCAACGUGCGUUUGUUCAGCAGAUUCAUUCGGAAUUUACAGAGCAGUUGUGGAACUUCUGGAGCAAAUACAAUGCCCUAGCUAAGGUGACAACAGAGUCCCAGCAACACAGCGUAUUGGAUGAACUGAAGCUGUUUAGCGAGCGUUUGGAUUCACUGGGUAAGAUCAUCGAGAAGCUGGAGGCCACGCCGGCGGCAUGCCAAGUGGAGGCAUUCCAACAGCUAAAGGACAUCAAAUCGCAGCUCUUCCUGCUACAGGCGUACAUUAAGUCAGCCGAUUCACUCAACACGGGCGGAUCUUUUGAGUGGGUGGACUCCCGAAUCGUGACCUCCCUGAAAUGCGGUCAAUUCAUUUUGCUCGAGCAUGUCAAUCUCUGUUCGUCGGCUGUCCUGGACCGCCUGAAUCCUGUAUUUGAGCCGAACGGAAGCCUGCUGAUUGCUGAAAAGGGAAUUAGCGCCCAGGAUAGUGCUGAGGUGGUGACCAAGUCCCCCGGUUUCCGGGCCUUCCUCACCGUGGAUCCCAAGAAUGGAGAACUAUCGCGAGCCAUGCGCAACCGUUGCAUUGAACUAUCCCUGUCCAGGGACAGCUACUCUGUGGAUGACAUGCGUGCAUUUGUCCAUGAGCAAGGCGUGCACCAAACCGAGGCCAUAGACUGUAUUCUGGGCAUCCACAAGGGUAUCAGUCAGCUGACAGAGUUUAAUAGCUACACCAUCUCUCACCUGACCCAGUUCGCCUUCCUGAGUGCGGCGUACAAGCGGAUCGGUUACCAGCUCAAACGUGCCAUCUAUGUGGCUGCAAUGGAGGUGUACGUGUACUCUGCCAGCACGGAUUUAAUGGGCUUUGGAUUGUCAUACUACCAAAACAAGCUGCGUGACGUAGUGAUGGCACAGACCGAGUUGUUCGAGGAACAUUCGACAUCCCAGGAGGAUCACCUAAGCAACGUUAUUCUCAGCACAGGAAACCUCAACUCUUUGGCUCUGAUCAAACUGCAGGCAGCUGCUCUAAAAGUUCUACUGAAUUCAUCUGGGCAUAUGCCCGAAAAGCAGUUAGCAGCUCUCUUCCAGGAUAUUAAGGACCUAAAACUGGAUCAAAUAAACCGAGAGGAACUGAUCCGGCACUUCCUGUACAUACUCUACGAGUCAUCCGCCUUUGGAGACUUGGAGAUGAGACAUCAGUACCUGGAACCUUGGCUUAAAGAACACCCAGCUCUUCAAGAGUUAUCCAAACAUCUUUACACAUGUCUGAUAAAGAGAAAAAGCCAAACUCUGGUGAAUCUGCCCUGGAAUCGAAGACUCUUUCCCCGACUCCGUGACUACGCCUCAGAUACUGACAGCACCUUGGAGGUUAAGUCCUUAAACCUGAGUGCUCUCCUACUGGCCCGCCUUUUGGUGGCUGAAAUUCCCACUAGUCCUGUGACAACAGUAAAGGAUAUGAAUGCCCUGCAGUAUUCGCAGGGCCUGCAGGGGCGAACAGUGACCGAGAAGUUUGCUAAUGAUUUCCUAACUAAUCUGGCUAUCUUCCUCCAAGGGCUGCAUAGCCUUUUGUUGGAUAACUUGGAGGCAGCUAAGUUGGAGCUGCCGCAGUACGCUGAAUUGGUAACUCGCUUCCAUUGGUUCAAUCGACUGCUUGUCACGGCCCAGCAAAAACUCCUGUACAACAAUGUGGUGCAUUUGCCACUGAUGCACAAGCUGGUGCUUCAUUUCCAAUGGCUGGAGAAGCAUUUAGUGUCGCCCCUGCUGGAGCUGACUUCCUCCGAUGGGAAGCUCACUAUUCGAAAGAGUAUGCUAAAGAUAAGAGAAUACAUUGAGGAGACAAAGCGACCCCUGAACGUGACAUGCAAGAUUUACUCCAAGCAGUUCACCCAGUUCCAGCCCUACUAUCAGGAUCAACAGAUACAACUUCACAACGAUUUGGAGCAACUGGUGGCGUUGCUAAGUGUGGUGCCCAUCUAUGCUAGCUUGGAGCUCAACGAUUGGCUCAAGAAAUGGACGCUCCUGCAGUCGGAUGAAGCAAACAAGUGGCGCACGUUCCUGCGCAGCCACACUCACGGCUUCCAACUAAAACCCUUUGAGUUGUGCGGAGCCCUGACCAAUGAAACCCUACAAGCCUGUCUGCAGAGGCUGCAAACCAAGCUACAGGAAGCCCACGAGACCAGUACCGAGAACGGAUUGGAUCUAGAGUUGGAUCUUAAUGCUAUAAAGGCCCUUUUGGAAGCUGACAAAGAGGAGAACCAGUAUAUACACCCAGAUUCGGUGGCUUCCAAUUCUCCACCACUUCUCCUGGCUGCCUUGAGAGAGUUGUUUGUGGAGCGCUUUUUAAUGGGAACUCUCCGCGAAGAUUUCGAUGAGGAGGUGAAUCCCCUCUAUACCGAUCAAUUGCUCACCCUGAACAGCAACCUCUGGAACUGCCUGAAAACUUUGGACAAUGCCUCCCACGCUGAGAUUACAAGAGCUUGGAUUGAACUAAGGAGAGAACUGACUCAGCUACAAAGCCGGGAUGAGUUUUCAGCAUUGCUACAGCAGGUCAGCAGUAGCUACAAGGGAUUACGCACUUAUCGGCGGCAGUAUCGCAACUCCAUUCAAUGCUACCAGCUGGAGAAUCUCUCGACGCGUCUGGACUGCGUGCAAGGGCCGUCGGGCGAAGAUGACACCGAUAUCUCCAGUCGCUACAGCUAUCAGGGUCCACCCUUGUCGGGUGUCUUCCUAUCCCUAAUCUGUCAAUCGAACGGACAGCUACGAUCGGUGCCCCUUAGCGAGUUGCAGGAAUGGCGCUCAUCCCUACAGCAAACCCGUCACCUGCUUUGGGAGAACUCUCAGCUUCUAAGUCCCAGAUACAGCGCCAGGGUUAACCGUCUAUCAGAGGCCCAGGAAAAUGCCAGUCAACUAUUACAGGAGGUGGAAUAUGUUACCCACUUAAGUCAACGGGAACAAAAGUCAAACGAAGGCUUCGAAAACUGUACCAAGGAACUGACUGAGGUGCUUAAAAACUUAAAGGAGGAUUCAUUUAAUGAGGACUCCAUGGUAAGCGCCUUUAAUGUUGCAUUAUCCAACGCCUUGGUGGGAGGCCUCGAGCUGUGCCUGCUCACCAAUGCCCCAUUGAUUGAUCCCGUGGAGAAGAACCGACUGAAAAACCAAUAUAUAGCAGAGGAUAUCGCCUGCCUGAAAACCCUGACUACUACCUAUGACUUCAUGAAGAUCGUGAUGAAAUACAGACAUUUUGGAGCCGAGAUAUGUAAUCAGCUGGAGGUCAGGCUGAAGGCGGCUCUUCAGCGGCAGCAGCAGCUCUCCCAGAAGCUGGCCCUGCGGCCGGAGCAAUGUCUGUAUGCCGCCCUAGUCCAGGAUCUUACCCACUUCCUGCACACGAAUGGCGAUUGCGAUACUCUCUACAAGCUCUUCCAGCUCAUACGCUCUGAGUGGGGUAACUUCAAGGGAUCACAACCGGCCACGAGUGCGCAAUUGAAGAGCAGCACUGAGGCUCUGGGAAAGCUGGAGCUAUGGCUGGCCAACGCCCAGAGAUUCGUGCAUCACACACUCUCCAAGUAUUCAGCUUACUACCAGGACUUUGUAGAGCCCAUCAAGUGCGCAGUAAACCAACUGCGAUUCGGCUUCGAAUCUCUCAAGGCAAUCUUCGCGCGAGUCCAGCGGGCGGGCAGCGUUGCGCAGGCGGAGCAAGUGCAGAAAACCAUUGCCGACAUCGUUCAAUUCCCGUCUCAGCAACCACUGGUGAUUAGAAACAGCAGGCUAUACAGCCUGCUGUCCGAACUGCCCCACAGCGAGUACGAGUACUUCCGCCUGCUGAAGGCCAAGUUGAGCGAGCUGAGCAACUACAUCUCCCUGGGAAACGUGAUAGAUGAGACCACCUUUGCGGCCUACGACGAUGCGCUGAGCAUAUGCAAUCAGACCUGGCAGCAGGAGGAGCAACGUCGCUGCCAGCUCAAGGCGGAGGAGGAGAGUCUGUAUGUGACCAGAACCAAGGGAGGAGUGGAGAGCGAGGAGUUGCAGGAAUUGCACGAGAUUGAGCAGAAUUUCCCCACGAACCUGGACGAAGAUUUUGCCGAGUUCGUAUCAGAACCCACCUUGGAGCAGGUCCUAAAACUGGACAAGAAGGCGAGCGCAAAGGCCAAGCAGGCCCAGAUCGUUGUCGAGGAGGAUUACGCCUUCCUCGCUCGCAACUUUAUAGCUGUGAUGGGUCAGCACACGCCAGUUUAUUACAAGGAGCCCCCCAAGUCCUCGAAGGAAUCGGAGCUUCACCUACUGUCUCCCUAUCGGGCACGCUUCCAAGUGUUUGCCCACCUGCAUGGACAUUAUAAGGCCGCCUUGGGAACGAGUCUGGAUGAGAGGGCCUGCAAUGGCUUGGCCUUUGGACUGGCUCUGCAACAGAGGCAGCUGAAGGAUAUCGAGUUGGAGGAGGGAGUGGCUGCUACUCCCUACGAUUUCUACAAGGACUCCAACAUAAGUGAAAUCCAGAACUGUCUGGGCGUAAUGGAGCGCAUUGAGAAGCGCGUGAUGGAGCAGCUGGAACUGUAUCCGGAGCAUGCCGGCUUGGCGGACAUCAAGCUGGUGAUUGGCCGCAUCCGCCGGCUGCCUGCUCAUGCCUCCGUGGUGCGCUUCAACACGGGCUUCCAGCUGCUGAGGCAGAAGCUGGCCUUGUGGAACGAGGUGGCGCACAGGAACAACAACCUGGUAACGGAGGAGACUGAGGUGGCCGAGUUCGUUCAGCGCUGGACACGGCUGGAGCUUCAGCACUGGCGCAAUUGUCUGGGACAGACGGCUGCCCAGGUGGAGCUGCAGGCCUAUCGCUACUGGUUCUUCAUUUACAACCUGCUGCAGCAGUUCCUCCACCAACAGCAACUGGAUCAGUCUUAUACGGAUAUCAAGUAUGCAGAACAGCGCUUCGCCCAGGAGCAGCUGCUGGACGCCCAGGACCUGGGACAGGCUCAGCGCUUGGAACUGCCACAGGUUGUGCGUAUUCUACGGCAGUUUGUGGAGGCCUCCUGCUACGGUGACUUCCAUAUACGUCUUCAGUUGCUGCACGGCUUCGAGAUGUAUUUACACAAUGUGGAGCGGGCGGGAAAGAUUGAAGGAUUGCCACCACUAAUCGCCGCCUUGCACAAUCUUCAGCUGUACUUCUCCCAGUUUGCCGGCGAGGUUGCAGACGCAGUGAAGUUCAAGCGGUCGCCCAUCGAAAAGAAGCUCAAGGAGUUUGUCAAGAUCCAGAGCUACAGCAAGGACCUGAGCUACUUUAGUAUGCGGAACAGCGUGGCCAGCGUCCAUCGAAACCUGAACAAGUUCCUCAAGGAGUACCGGCUGGCGUUGCAGGAGAAGAUCAGCGAGGUUUUUCAGCCUAAGGAUUCCACAGCCAAGGACUACACCUUUGGCAGCGACAAGGGCAAGGGUCUGAGGAACUACAACAAGAUGAAGUAUCUGAAUACGGAGCGACAGCAGUUCGUGGCCAGCGAGAAGCUGCUGGAGAAGUACGCCAUUCCGCCGGAGUUUGUGUCGGAGAACUCGCUGCUCCAGCGGCUGGACAAGCACUUCAGGACUGCCCGCCACGUUGUGAAGGAGACACUGGGACAAGUGCCCUAUAGCGAGCUAAUCACUGACUUGGAUGACCUGCUGGCCAGUCAGCUGGAGCGAUGCGAGCAUUUGCGCUCUCUGAAUGUGGAUCGGUCAAAGGAGCGGCCCCAGCAGAAGCAGGAGGCCAAGCAGAUCCUGCAGCAGAAACGCAAGGCCCUCACGGAUCUCUUCAAGAUGCUGCAUCGCAUGGGUGCCAGCUACAAGACCGGUCUCUUGGAGCUCUCCCUGCGCAGUGAGUUCGAGGACUUCCAGCUGCCACCCUUCUCCAUUCGGGCCAUGUUGCCACGUCUGCACCCCAGUGCCCAGGAGUUGAACGAGCACCUGGAUCUGUACUACAUGAAGAGCGUUUUCAAGCUGAAGCUGCUCCAGAACAUUAUGCUGACCCCGCUGUCGGAGCUGGGACCUCCCAAUAUCGAACGCAUUAAGGGCUUUGCAGUGGAUCUGUUCCUCCUCGUGCAGCAGCAGCGGGAGCAGCUAUCCGGAUCCACCAAGGAGCUUCAUGAGCUGCGUAACUCUUUGGAGAACUUGCGAAAGCUGGCUGAGGUGGUGCCGCAGGCGGAGAGUGACCCAGGUACGCUGAGUUUUGCCAGAAAUGCCGAUGCGGCAACUCUACUCAAGCGUAAUCUCUGCCAGAUUCAUUACGUGGUGAAGCAGUGGCAGCUGCUGCUUAGCUGCGCCCCAAGUUCCAUCAGGGAGAACAGUGGCAACAGCAUUCUGUUGAGGAGUGUUCCCUUGGCCCAACAGGAACUGCAAGAUCUUAGCAGGCAAAUCCUGAGCAGCAGUCAGAGAUUGCUAACCGAACUCAACGCCGGUAGUCUGGAGCUCCUUUCCAGAGAAAAGCUGGAUUACUAUGAAAAGAACUAUCAACAAAUUUUGCAAAUCAUAGAGAAGGCUUUGGAAACACUUCGAGCAGGUCAGAACAAUGAUAUUCUGCCAGUGGCACAGCCACUCCUAGAACUGCUUAUGAACCUACGAGCCGAGAAGCCCGCGGAGAUCGGCUCGGAGACCAUAGAUCUGGCCAAUGCCGACACAGAGCUGGCCAAUAUAGCCCACAGUGUCUUAAUCUCGCUGCAGAAGAUUUACAAGCAGCAUGUUGCCAAGAAGGAGGAUCAGCAGAAUGGUGGCAAUGCCAAGGAGCAGCAGAAUCAAGAGUCGCAGGAGGCGUUGCGGGAGCAGCACCUGAAGAAGUGCCUUACUGGGGAACUGACCUCCGAUUGGCAACAGCUCACCCUGCCCCGUGUACUCGGCAAGCUUUCCAAUGUGCUGCUCGUGCUCAGGCAUUCGGACUCCCAAGGUCAGGACAAAUUACUUUGCGUGCGACGAGCCAUCGCCCUGCUGCCCAUUCUGGAGCAGUAUCAGCUGUUGGCCGAUUACCUGCUGCUCCAGCAGCUGGCCACCCACAAGGUCUCCGCCAAAAUGCUGUCCAUUGUUUUGACCGUGUUCGUGGAGAUUGGCAGCAAAGGCUUCUGUGUGCCGCCCGAUCUCAUGCAGGAUGAGGAGGGGCAGUCGAAGCAGGACUCGAAGAACGGCGAGGGCUUCGGUCUGGAAGAUGGCACUGGAGAGAAUGAUGCCUCCGAUAAAAUCGAGUCCGAGGACCAGCUUGAUGAUGCUAAGCGACCGGAGGAUCGGAAGGACGAGGGCGACAAGCAGGAGCCUGACUGCAAAGAGGAGAAGGGCAUCGAGAUGAGCGACGACUUCGAUGCCAAGAUGCAGGAUGUGGACAAGCCCGAAGAGGAUGAUAGUGGUGAGUCUGAAGAUGAGGACGACCUCAAUAAGGAGAUGGGCGAGACGGAGGAGGGUGCUGAGAAGUUGGAUGACCAGAUCUGGGGCGAUGACGAGGAGAAGCCCGAGGAAGAGGAGGAGCAGCCCGAGAUGAACGAGGAGGAUCAGGGCAAGGGCAGCAAGGAUGAGAAGGAUGAGCAUAACGAUCUGGACACCAAGAACGAUGCAGCCAAGGAAGACGGCAAGGAUGAGCACGAGAAGGACGGCUUGGAUGCGACAAACGAGCCGAGCGGCGAGGACAAGCGCAAGGAGCAGGCCAAGGAUAUUGACGACAUGAAGGAUCCUGAAAUGGAUGAGGAACAAACCAAUGCCAUGCACAACGAGCUGGAGGAGCCGCCCGAACCCGAGGAAAUGGAUCUGGGUGACAUGAACAACGUGGACGAGGGUCACGACGAUCCAGAGGAGCAGCCCACCGACGAGAAUCCAUUUGACAUUGAUGCCAUGAAGGAGAACAUGCAGCCGGCUGAAGAGCCCGAAGCAGAUGCUGAGGAGGAACCUGCUGCAGAGGAGGAGGGCAACGAUGCCCAGAGCGAGGGCAGCGACUCAGAAGAGGAUGAGGCGGGCACCGAAUCUAAGCCAGCUCAAGAAGGCCAAGACGAGGGAGACGAAGCCACACCCGAAGACGAAAAGGAAGAGCCCGAGACGCAGACACGCGGCGAGAUCGAGGAGGAAGACGAACCAAAGCCGGAGGAUGCCGCUGAGGACGCCAAAGAAGAAGAAAAGCGCGAGGAAAAGCCAGAACAGCAUUCACAGUCCAAGGACAAGGCAAGCAAAGAGGAAAAUGUACAAUCCAUGCCUGAAACAGAGCAGAGCAGUUCUGCGGAUCAGGUGCAGCCACAGGACCAAGAUAUUAAGCAAGACCAAAAGCUGGACGAACAGGAAACGGGCGAGGAGAAGGAUGGUGUCGGUCAGGCGGAGAACGAUACCAACGAUGGCGGCCAUCAGGGUGUGGCUGAAACCCAGGAAACGGUGUCCCAGGAGGAGCGCAAAAACGAGCGGCAGACGCAGGAGAAGCGCAAGCAGGGACAAACAAACGAAGAACGUUCCUUGGGUGAAGCUGAAAAGAAUAAAUUAAAGCAGCUCAAGACAAUUGAUCAGCUGAAGGAGUCCAAGGAGGACGACGCUGAACAGUCGCAGCCGCCAGAACCCACGGAUCAAGCAGAGGCUGAGGAAUAUCAGCAUGUCAAGGAGCCCAAGAACAGUGACAAAACCACUCUAGAUAAUGCCACCGAAGAGCAGUCAAAGAAGAUCCACCACCAGGAAGAUGAGCCCACCAACGAAGAGGAGGGUGAGGCGGAGAAUAAUGAAGAGUUAAUGGAAACCGAAGAGCCCGCAGCAGAGCCUGAGGAAGAUGCUCAGCUGGAGCAGCUGGGCGCGGAAAAGACAGAGCAAAAGUCUGAUAAGCCCUCCAAGACGGACCAGUCAAAGGAACGUCUGGAAACACCAGAGGGAAUGGAGAUCGAGGGUGAGGUGGUGCCCACUAUGACAGUUCCUCGCAGUGCAGAGACCACCGCGCACAGCAACACCGAUAUCCUGCUGGACAAGAGCUCCCAUGCGGAGGAGUUGAGCUCAGCGGAGCAGAUUGAGCUCAGGCAGCAGUAUCACCAGCAGUUGACCACAUUCCGGGGGGCCCAGCCGCUGCACGAAGACUACGAGAGCUGGCAGAGCAUUUCUAACCGAAUGACUCAAAAUGCCCGCGAGCUCUGCGAGCAGCUGCGUCUCAUCCUAGAGCCCACGAAGUGCACGCGACUGAAGGGCGACUACCGCACUGGACGUCGCAUUAACAUGAAGAAAAUCAUUCCGUACAUCGCUUCGCAGUUUCGCAAGGACAAGAUCUGGCUGCGGCGCACAAAACCGGCGCAGCGUGACUACAAGAUAACCAUCGCAAUCGACGACUCCAAGUCGAUGCAUCACAACAACUCCAAGACACUCACUUUGGAGGCCAUCUCACUGGUAUCGCAGGCGCUUACCCUGCUAGAGAGCGGACGACUGAGCAUCGUGUCUUUCGGCGAAUCGGCACAGAUUAUCCUCAACCAUACGGAACAGUUCGAUGGGCCGCGUCUGGUAAACGCCCUGAACUUUGCGCAGGACAAGACAAAGAUUGCCGGACUCCUGGAUUUUAUACGCACUGCCAAUGCAGAGGAGAGCGGCCUGGGUGGCGAUAAUGGCCUGUUCGAGAACCUAUUGCUUGUGCUCAGCGAUGGGCGAAACAUAUUCAGCGAGGGUGCCCAGAAGGUCAAGAACGCCAUUAAGCUGGCGCGCCUGCAGCGCAUCUUCCUGGUCUACAUUAUAAUCGACAAUCCGGACAACAAGAACUCCAUCCUGGACAUACAGCAUGUGGCGGUCAAUGCGGACGGAUCUGUAAACAUCAGCUCCUACCUAGACAGCUUCCCAUUCCCCUACUAUGUGAUCGUCCGAGACCUCAACCAGCUGCCACUGGUGCUCAGCGAGGCGAUGAGGCAGUGGUUCGAGUUGGUCAACAGCGAGUAGUAAAGAAUUGGAUUGUAAUAAGUCAUCACGGAGAUAAUAUUUUUAGAUAUUAAUAUUUAAGUAAUGAACAUAUUUACUUGAUAAGUUAAAUGAA
Molecule: messenger RNA, 16669 nt
Organism: Drosophila serrata
Lineage: Eukaryota; Metazoa; Arthropoda; Insecta; Diptera; Drosophilidae
Product: midasin
Biological process (GO): ribosomal large subunit export from nucleus; ribosomal large subunit assembly
Cellular component (GO): preribosome, large subunit precursor; nucleus
Molecular function (GO): ATP binding; ATP hydrolysis activity
Source: RefSeq, a predicted model, not a curated record